AUGUGAGCGUUGUGUUUUCUUUGCUUUCCAGUACAUACUAGAUACUUGUUGAGGAGGGACCAUUUUAUUUGUAUUUAGAGUUAAUAUAAGUGUUACUUGGACUUCUUUUCUACAUUGAUGGUACCAGCUUAUAAGUAAUGGGCACACAAACUCAAUCAAAAAUCCAAUCAUGUUUGUAUAACCAGUGAAAGAUGUCAUCCGUAGUAUCUUUUCCAAAUUUAUUGUGUCUUUUACUCACUGGUGUAUUAAUCAUUCACAUCUCUACUCGUACACCUAUUGAAGGUAGCUUUCCCAAAAUCGCAGAUGAUUUGGAAGUUAUUUUUUGCAAAGUUCCACAAUCAAGGAGGGUUGAGGAUUUAAAAAAAUGUUCUUCAGCGCAGAAACUCUUCACGCUGUUGAAAAAUGGAUGUUCUUUUGAGCGCAAAAUGAUAAAGGUGAUAACAAAAACUAAUAAAACAGAGAUUGAGGAAGACAAACAAACAGUGGUAGCAGUGGAGGUGGAAGAGGAAACUAUAUUAGAGGAGACAAAAGCAACGGAAGAUAAACCGGAAGAGGAAAUUAGGUCGUCUUUGGUUGACUCUUUCAUCAUUAGUCUUUUGGUUUGUUCUGCAAUUGCCAGUCUUGUUGAAUGGCACAGAGAGAGAUCUAGGAGAGAGGAGAAGACCAAUGGAGAGGGGUUUGCUACCAGUGGUACCGGUACGGGAGAUGGUGUCAUUGAUCGACGCAUCUCACUGGUGGACUUGACAGUGAAUCGUCACAUCCGGAGACAAGACUCUCAACAGGCGGAUGCACUGAGACAAAACAGCACUCAAGGUUCCCGGCCCCCACUCCUACGGCGCAGCUCCUUCCCAGCCCAGAUCCCCGAGGGUCGCCGGCCGCCUCCUCAACGCCAGCAGAGUAUCCCUGCCACGCGCCGGAUGUCCAUCGACUUAGAGGACGAUGGUUCACCAGACCGGCGCAGAGUUAGAAUUAUCCGGCGCCACUGAAGUAAACUACUGUAUUAGUAACACUUUGUCUACAACCAGAGUUACCCAUAGGAGAAUAUUCAUCAAAAGAUUAACUGUACUUUUUACAUUUUUUCUACUUGGUAUGUAGAGUUAAAAAGAGUUUUUUUCAUAAAUCAACAUCUAGUUUUACAUUGCAAUUUGCACAAAUAACUUGAUGGUAUUUAUCUGGUAAUUUUCAAAGACAAGCUACAUGUGUUAUGCCAAUUGUAUUGUUGAAACUUUGGUUUUCUAAGUCAGUGAUUGUGUGUACCAAACAUUGUAAACUGUUAAUUUCUUCAAGAGGUUUCUACCCCUCCCUCUUUACAAUAUGAUUUGUUUAAAUUUUAAUAUUUUUGACAUUGACUCUGCUUGGAAUUAAUUUACCAGCAUAACUCUACUUUCAUCUUAAGACAUAUAGUAUUUGAAUUCCUACAUUCUAAAAAAAAGUUUAUAAUCAAAAGGUGGACAUUCUACUCCUUUUUUGCUUUAAAGUAUUAAAAUAUCAUGCCAUCUAACAUAUCCUAUGCCUUCUUCAGUGAUUUAAAAGUCUGAAUUACUAUAAAUGUUUUAAUAGACUAAUUGAUUUUAAACUUAUAAACUUUAAUGAGAAUAAGGGUACCCACACAGCGAGCCAAAAUAUACUCUGUUAACCAGGAUAGUAGCUUACUCGCUUACUAGAUGAAUGCCCGGUCUGGCCUUAAGUACAGAUCAUGCAAAGUAGGAUAUUGUGGGAGGGAUAAGGGAAAGGCUCCCAUGAACAUAGAGAGUCACACCACUACACAGUCUUAUUCAUUUAAUCCAACAGCCAUUAAUUGUGGAGUUGACUGUACAAAAUAACAAUAACGACAAUGGGGGGAAGGCUUCUUGUGCCCAUGUGGAUUCUGCUCACGACUCCAACUAAUUCUUUGGUGGCAGAGGUUAUGGGCUUAGAAAUAUACCUGGUAUUGAUUCAACUACAACCCUUAUUCCGUUAUUUGUUUUUGACUAUCCGAUAGGUGAAUCAGUCUAGAGACUAAGAGACUAGCCAAUGAAUAAUAUAAUUGUAUUUUAUUCUUUUUAUUUAAUAUUAGGGGUCUGCAGGCCAAACCUAUUUCAUUAGAUAGGGUAAAAAAUGUUGACCUAUGGGUCUCAUCUUCUGCGGUUGCAAUGAAAUCGUAAACAUCUUCUGUGAUCGGGAGGAAUUGUGAACGUCUCCUAAAUUCAGGGCAAGAUAGUGAACCUCUUUCGAUAUCGGGGAGACUGCCUCAUUUUCCCAUUCAUUUUUACCAUCACAACGAAAUCUUCGGAGACGUGGCUUGUGGGAAUAAAAUUUUGAGAAAUCCCUUUACAGUUUAUCGGUAACAUUCUUUUUUAAGAGAAAAAAUUUCUUUUAAGAAUCCCCCGCUGGGACUGCUAUUUGGGGGAUCUAUAAACGGCCCUGCGAUCUAUAUGCCUAGAUGCUUUCUAUAUUAGUUGCUUGUUUUUAUUAUAAAAAAACAGAAAUUAAUGAAACAUUAGAUCAGGGUAAGCUACCAAACUAGCUACCAGUGUAUUUUAGCCUCACUGUCUAGACCUACAUCUCUUUUGUUCAUACCGAAAUUGAAUAUUUUUUAACCUUUAAAGAUUUAUUAAAUUUUAAAAGAUAUAUUUAUAUGUUAUUUAUAAGAAAGUUAUGAGAAAUUUACCACAUAUCUUACAUUUAUAUUGUAAAAAGACUUAUAAUAAGUGUUUAUACUCAGUAUUAUUACCUACAUUUCUGUGAUCU
Messenger RNA from Macrosteles quadrilineatus (aster leafhopper), 2730 nucleotides. RefSeq lists its product as uncharacterized. The record is from RefSeq and is a predicted model, not a curated record. The transcript is spliced from 4 exons. Lineage: Eukaryota; Metazoa; Arthropoda; Insecta; Hemiptera; Cicadellidae. Bases 192 to 986 code for a protein of 264 amino acids.